Penicillium cinerascens is the source of this 2061-nucleotide messenger RNA. RefSeq lists its product as uncharacterized. Gene Ontology annotation, biological process: silent mating-type cassette heterochromatin formation. Lineage: Eukaryota; Fungi; Ascomycota; Eurotiomycetes; Eurotiales; Aspergillaceae. Bases 1 to 2061 code for a protein of 686 amino acids. Gene Ontology annotation, cellular component: SHREC complex; rDNA heterochromatin. The transcript has 4 exons. The record is from RefSeq and is a predicted model, not a curated record.
AUGACAAGCAGUGACGAUGAGAAUCUAGUCGUCAUCCCCGUGGCGGACUCUUUGAGUGACGGGGAUGAGGCCACGUGGAGACUCGACGAUCCUCAGUUCAAGUACCGCAAGCUCGACGACACCAGAUGGCGACUGCAUCUCGCCCAGAUGUGGGUCGAGAGGACCGGUGCCAGUGAGCAGGGCGUCACUUAUAUCCUGGAAAAGCUUCCUGAUGGCUAUGGUCUCUUUGAUCGGCCUCGUGGUUCUAAUCCCAGCGAGCGAGAUUCGUUUCUCUUUGGACACCCCAGCGGAUUCUACUUCCAGUCACGCCUCGCCUUCUUUCCACAUUUCUACUGGCUGAUGACCAAUCGCGAGGGCACAUGCGGAUGUGCAAACUGCGCAAGAGCUGCAAGGUCAGCGGUGCCUCGAAAGCGUCGCACCAAGGCCGAAAUGUUGAUGGCCAAGGGACUACCCGUCCGGACAAUCCACGAACUCAACCCCAAGUACCCUUCUGAUGAAGAGGGCCCUGACUACUGGCGAAUCCACAUCAUGGACAUGAAGGAGAAGGGUGCGGUCGACGAAGAAAUAAAUCACCGUCUCAAUAUGGACUGGGCGCUGACGCAUGAGCAACUCACGGAUUAUUUCGUCCGCCUGACCCUCCAGGCCUCUUUCAUUCCCCGUCGAGGCGAGGUUGUCUUGUGGACUCCCGACCUGGAUGGCACCCUGGAGUACAAUGCCCAAGCCAAGUGUUUUCAAAUCAAGCAUGAAGAUGGCUCCUGGAUCGGAAGGCCUCAAUGGCGUGCCGGAAUUGUCACCCAGGUCCCGGAAGAAGAGUGCAACUUCAUGGACAUCUUCCGGCUCACCAAAAAGAAGAACGAUCUGAUAACCUACUCUGGGUUCCGUGUCGAGACACUGGUUGACCCACUCAGUGAUGAGAAGGUGUACUCACACCAGUAUAAAUACGUUCCGCUGAAAAACAUCAAGCCGUUCGGUGCUUAUGAGCAAUUCCUGUGGCCCCUGGCCCGUGAACAAUUCCACCCAUCCAUUGAAUACGCCUUGACAACAAUGGCGUCAUGGAGUUUGCUGCAUUACACCAAGCUCAAGGGCACUUGGCCCGACGCCAAUCUUUACUGCAAGGGGAUCUGGAUCGGCCACGAGCUACUAGCCGUCAAGGACGUUGUGCGGCUGAAGCCGCUCGGGCUGACCGCGGACAUAAUGGAAGAUAUAACCAACACGACAAAAGACGAAAAAGUCACAGACGUAAUGGUCAUCGAACAAAUCUGGCUCUCACUGGAAGGCUGUAUCGACGACCCCAAGGAUCCCCAGUAUGCAAGAUCCUAUCAGCCCUACGUUGCAGGCAAAGUGUAUACAGUGGACCCAAAGCGACUCGACCGUCCGAUGGGCUUCGAUCGGGAUAAGCUGCAGCGGUUGACCGACAGUGAAGUCGACAUGACGUUCCAGUGCGUCGGCAUGCAAGGCUACGGUCCGUGGUACCGCAUGGCAGGCGGGCGGCUCUGCGCUGUAACGAAGAACAUGCUUCUGGGUCGAUGCUACGAGCCCGAAGCGGCGUACCUUCAUUUCGGCACGUUCAAAGAUCUCGGCUACGAUCUGCAUAGUAUGCUAAGCGGCCGAAGAUUCUCAGCCCAUGCAGACACGCGCAUCCCAGAGGGAGUAAACUGGUUCUGGGGCGACUACCGCGCCGAGACGCUGGGAUUGGCUACGAUGAACGGCGUGGAGGUUGGUCCUGCUGCCGAGCAACGUGAGAACAUGCCGAGGUGGCAGGCAGUUCUGCGUAUCCUGAACGACUGUGCCCGUGGUGGCGAUUUGAGGCUUGCGUUCAAGGAUCCCCGAGAAGAUGAAAGUCGAGGCCCUGGUCGUCCACCGAAGAAGCAUUUCGCAGCGGGUAAACUCGUUAGCACGGGACUUGGCCAGAAGGCUGAGAGCCUUGAUGAGGAGACGGAGGAGUAUGCCGAGGGGCUAAGUGGGAAUGUCUCGGAGAUGGAACUUUCCGGGGAACAGUUGACUGCGUCUAUUCCAUUCCGUGAGAAAGCGGAGGAAGAGAUCGACGACUCGGACGAAUAG